AUGACGACCGUGGAUGUGUGUGUCGGUAACAAGUACCGCAUCGGCCGCAAGAUCGGUAGCGGCAGUUUUGGUGACAUCUACCUGGGCACCCACAUCAUCUCCGGUGAGGAGAUCGCUAUCAAGCUCGAGAGCGUCAAGGCCAAGUACCCUCAGCUGGCAUACGAAGCCCGUAUCUAUAAAUCUCUCGCUGGCGGUAUCGGUAUUCCCUUAGUCCGCUGGUUUGGUACCGAAUGUGACUACAAUGCCAUGGUGAUCGACCUCCUAGGUCCCAGUCUGGAGGACCUGUUCAACUUUUGCAACCGCAGGUUCUCGCUCCAGACCGUCCUGCUCCUCGCCGACCAGCUCAUCUCCCGCAUUGAGUACAUCCACGCCAAGUCGUUCAUUCACCGUGACAUCAAGCCCGACAAUUUCCUGAUGGGUAUCGGCAAGCGUGGCAACCAGGUCAAUGUAAUUGAUUUCGGACUGGCCAAGAGGUACCGUGACCCCAGGACACACUCUCACAUUCCCUACCGUGAGAACAAGAACCUUACGGGUACUGCCCGUUACGCCAGUAUCAACACCCACCUGGGUGUUGAGCAGUCACGCCGUGACGAUAUGGAGUCGCUCGGCUACGUGAUGCUCUACUUAUGCCGUGGCUCUCUGCCCUGGCAGGGUCUGAUGGCUGCUACCAAGAAGCAGAAGUACGACCGCAUUAUGCAGAAGAAGAUUACCACCCCAACUGAAGUUCUUUGCCGCGGUUUCCCCAGCGAGUUCGCCCUGUACCUGAACUACUCUCGCUCGCUCCGCUUCGACGACAAGCCUGACUACAUGUACCUGCGCAAGAUCUUCCGUGACCUCUUCGUCCGCGAGUCCUUGCAGAACGACUACGUCUUCGACUGGACCGUCUACAAGUACCAGAAGAACGCCGCCAUGAUUGUCGACGCGUCCGAGAAGGAUAAGGAUAACGAGCAGGCGGCCCUCCAGGCUGCGACUGGCAACCCUACGGCUGCCAGCGGUGUUGCCACCUAG
Molecule: messenger RNA, 1008 nt
Organism: Penicillium subrubescens
Lineage: Eukaryota; Fungi; Ascomycota; Eurotiomycetes; Eurotiales; Aspergillaceae
Product: casein kinase 1 family protein
Exons: 1
Coding region: 1-1008 (335 amino acids)
Biological process (GO): endocytosis; signal transduction; peptidyl-serine phosphorylation
Cellular component (GO): nucleus; cytoplasm
Molecular function (GO): protein serine/threonine kinase activity; ATP binding
Source: RefSeq, a predicted model, not a curated record